AUGGAAAGAAUAAUACGCUCAUUGAAUUACGAUCUGCAAUUCGAUAAAGACGCCCAACAUAUUUUGGAAAAUAGUCACACGGAUCAUACGUCUGCGAAUACCAUAACACUGACCUCCACGCCCACAAUUACUAGUUUGGAUUCAUCGGCAGUGCCAGUAAAUUCCCAUCACAUUACCACAACCAGUGAUUUCCUCUCGAAAUUGGGGGCCUCCAUUAUCAAUUCCAUACAAUUGCAAACCUCACCCCUGAAUCUACCCUCAGCCUCCGCCGUAUCAUCAUCGCCUGUUAUUAAUACCGAUAACAUGGAUUUUACCAAUUUCCAAACUCCUCAUCAUGUUGUGAUCGACUCCGUCCACUAUGAUUCCGCCAUGGAUGAACUGCAAAAGCAAGUGGAAUACGAUCAGUUUAUGAAUGAAGUUUGGAUUGGCAUUGUUUUGAUUUUGAUAUUGAUUUCAAUGGUGUUUUGCUUCUGUUCCUGUUUCCUGUAUCAUCAAUUUCGUGUGUGGAAAAGAAAUUAUCGCCACACAAUGACCCAAAGUGAUGAUGAGGAUAAUGUAAAAAUCAAUUUGGAUUUUGAGGAUCCUGUUCCCGAGUACACCUUGGUUUCCGGUCUACCCUCGUACGAGGCAGCCCUGGAGCUAUUGCAUAAAAAUCCCCAAUCCUGUCUCAUUGUACAUCCUAGUGUUUUUGAAGUUUUCAAUUGCAAUGAAAAAUCACAAAACCCAGAAAUGUCAAUGGCUGCAGGAAAUCCAACAACACAACCUCCAACUCCCACAACAGAGGUCGUGGUUGCAGCAGAAAGUUCAACACCUUUGUUGGCCGAUAAUGCCAAUAACAACAGCAAAACGCCACAGGCUUUUGUUAUAACCCCUUUGGUAACAUCAUCUGCCACAGCUGUGAUGACCACACCACCUCCCACCUCCUCUCCACCACAUUACAGUUUGACUAGCCUAAGUUUGGUAAAUGAGAAAUUGCCAGGUCUUAAAACACAGUCUUCUACGGACAAGACAUCGUCUUCUACAAAAACCAGUGAUAAACCAGAAAAGUCAUAA
Messenger RNA from Musca vetustissima, 1053 nucleotides. RefSeq names its product protein commissureless 2 (gene comm2). The record is from RefSeq and is a predicted model, not a curated record. The coding region runs from base 1 to 1053 and encodes 350 amino acids. Lineage: Eukaryota; Metazoa; Arthropoda; Insecta; Diptera; Muscidae. The transcript has 2 exons. Gene Ontology annotation, biological process: axon guidance.